AUGCCGAUUCGGAAGGUACUCAUGCCUCCCCCUGCCAUGAACAUCGCCCAUGUAAGCCGUGAUGUCCAGGUCCCGCCCACCCCUGCCAACUCGGGCUUCCGGACCGAGUGCACCAAGCCUUCCAGCGAUGAUUUCUUCGGCGUCUCCUUUGACGACACCGCCGAGAAUAACUUACUCUCGCAUGUACUGUUGGAAGUCUCGUUCGUCAUCGUGGUCACUCGGGUUCUCCGAUUUCUCCUCAAGCCUCUUCGUCAGCCUAGAAUUGUCUCGGAGAUCCUCGGUGGAGUGCUCGUUGGACCCUCCGUUCUGGGCCACAAUCGCAAGUUCGCAGAAUAUGCGUUUCCAGAUAGUGCCAAUUUCGUGGUACGAAACGUUGGUGCGAUGGGUUUCAUGUAUUUCCUCUUCAUGGCGGGCGUGAGAACGGACAUGGCAAUGGUGUGGAGGUCGGCGAAGAAACACGUGUACAUAGCAUUGACAGGCUUUUUCGUCCCCUGGUUCGUAGUGAUAGGAAUUGGUCUGUUCAUGCGACGGUCCAUGAGCGAUGCUUAUGGAGAUUGGUUAUCCAUCGGAGUACUUGGUUCGUCCACGGCUAUAACGGCAUUCCCUGUUCUGUAUCCCAUCCUCAAGGAGCUGAAUAUUCUGAAUUCUGAGGUAGGACGCUUGGCCUUAUCGUCCGCAAUAGUCGUCGAUAUGCUGGGAAUCGUCGCCAUCGUUAUAUUGGAAGCAACAGUCCAGGUAGAAAGCGGUUCCAACGAUGGCCUGUGGUGCUUGGCUGCGGUGCUCCUAACGGUGGCCAUCAUGUACGUUGGCACUCGGGCUGCGGUUUCUCGGAUCAUUCGAAAUACCCCAGAAGGCAAGCCCGUUGACCAAACUUACAUCGUAGCGAUCCUCGUGGGGGUGUUGGUCACGGGGUUCGUGACCGACUUCUUAGGCGUGGCCAUCGGUAACGGGCCUCUGUGGCUGGGGUUGAUGAUUCCCGACGGCCCCCCGCUCGGGACAACUCUGGUGGAGCGGAGUGACACUAUAAUCAUGGAGCUUCUCAUGCCAUUUUCCUUCAUGUUCAUCGGCCAGUCCACAGAUUUGGCCGCGAUGGGGAAGGCGUGGUCGGACCUGAAACCAAUCUGUGCCAUCGUUGCAAUUGGGCACUUUACCAAAGUGGUGACGUGUCUUUUGUCCGGCCUCUUCAUCCACAUGCCCGUCGCGGAUGGUCUUGCCCUCGGCCUCAUCUUGACCCUCAGGGGUCAGGUUGAUCUCUUGUUGUUCGUUCAUUGGUUGCAAAAAAAGGUACACAUCGCGCACGACGAACAUAAUCCAAAUUUAUUUGCGAGUAUACACACGUAUCAUUCUUCACUUUUGCUCCUCGUCGGAUUCCCGAACGAAAUGCAGGUCAUACAACCGCAGGUGUACACGAUGAUGGUCAUGCUUUCAGUGUUGGUCACCGCAGUAUCGACGCCAUUGAUCGGCAUCCUGUACGAUCCCACAAAGCCUUACAUGGUGAACCGCAGGCGAACCAUCCAACACACUCCUCCGUCCACAGAACUCGGGGUGGUCCUUAAAAUCCACGACGAAGAAGAUACGGCCAAGUUCAUCAACUUCAUAGAAGCCUCCAAUCCCACUGUGAGCUCUCCGAUCUCAAUCUAUGGUCUGCACCUUGUGGAGAUAGUUGGUCGUGGGUACCCUAGGCUCCUCGACCACGAAAAGCUGGCGCAGUAUUCUACGUACGCCAUCUACGAGACCAUCCACCAAGCCAUGAAAGUGUACCAGGAAAGCAAGAGCGAGUGCAUCAGCUACAAAGCCUACACGGCCAUGUCCCCGAAGCGAACCAUGUUUCGAGAUAUAUGCGAGCUCGCCCUCAUUAACAAGGCUACGUUGAUCCUCCUCCCAUACCACAAAAAUCUCCCACAGAACCAUCACAGAAUUGUGCUCGUGAGUGCCGUGUUGGCCAACGCGCCGUGCUCCGUGGGCAUACUCUUGGACAAGGGCCAUUUUAGGAGCAACUCGAUGCUCGCGGUCAACCCUACCGACUUCCAAGCACAGUUCCACCAAUUAGUCCUCCUAUUUUUAGGAGGCGCGGAUGGUCGAGAAGCGCUUUAUUACGCAGAUCGGAUGGUGGGGAACCAGAACGUGCGUCUCACCGUGGUCCGAUUCCUUGCCUACGACGGGGAAGGGGACGAUGAGAUGGAGAAGAAACUGGACGACGGGGCGGUGACCUGGUUUUGGAUGAAGAAUGAGAUGAACAGGAGGGUAAACUACAGGGAGGUGGAGGUGAGGAACGGCGAAGAGACGGUGGCCACGGUGCACGCGAUGAACGACAACACGUUCGAUCUCUGGAUCGUGGGGAGGAAGCAUGGCAUAAACCCGGUGCUGCUGCGAGGGCUGGAGGAUUGGAGCGAGAACAGUGAGCUGGGAGUGAUGGGAGACUACGUGUCGUCCCUGUACUGCGAUGCUGCGGCUUCGGUGCUGGUGGUCCAACAGCAAGUUCUGAGGGAGCAAAAGCAUUGGCUUCGGCGUAUGGGGGUUGGUGUGAUGUAAGCACAGAACCUUAGGAGGAGCAACGGAGUCGUCAGUAGAGUCUUUAGUUCUUUUUCUUUUUCUUUUUUUGGAUAGUUAUUUUAGGAGGAAAAAGAACAUCCAAAGCGGAAGAAGCAUGGAUUGCCUUCUUCUGCGGAAGAGACGUU
Eucalyptus grandis is the source of this 2678-nucleotide messenger RNA. RefSeq names its product cation/H(+) antiporter 24. The transcript is spliced from 2 exons. Gene Ontology annotation, biological process: proton transmembrane transport; regulation of pH. The record is from RefSeq and is a predicted model, not a curated record. Gene Ontology annotation, molecular function: antiporter activity. Gene Ontology annotation, cellular component: endomembrane system; membrane. NCBI's taxonomy places the organism in Eukaryota, Viridiplantae, Streptophyta, Magnoliopsida, Myrtales, Myrtaceae. The coding region runs from base 1 to 2532 and encodes 843 amino acids.